AUGCGCUAUGCGGGAGGGAUCCAUACUAUACUUGUCCACCAACACGUGACAAGCCCCCCGUCCAUCCGAACAUCAUUACUGCGCAGUGUAAGAUUUCAAUUAAAGUGUAACUGGGUGGCUGAACAAGGACAUAGAGUUCGCUACGACAUGGGGGCGAGGUCCCGGGAGUUCAUUCUGCUCCUGGCAGCAUGCGCACUUGUUUUCAGUGAGCCUGUGAACAAAACAGCCAAGAAUAUCAGCAAAGACACCGACAACUUCCUAUUCCAGUAUGAGGACUACGAUUCAGCUGAAGACCAGGAAGUGCUGUUCAGCGAGGACAGGCCCUGCCCAAGGGAUUGCAUAUGCACUGUAUCCCAAGGAUACAGAAUAGCCAAGUGCAAUCGCCUCGAAGUUGGCACGCAGAAAUUCGGUGACGACAUCACCGACCUCGUGAUCGAGAACGCCGAUCCAACAUUCCCGAUCCAGAUUGAUGAUUACAUCUUCAAGAAACUCGGUCUACACCAGGUAGCCACCAUCAAGAUUGUGAACAGCACCAUUGGCUUUGUCGGUCCUAACGCGUUCCAAGGUUUGCACGAACUGUACGCAGUAAACUUGUCUAACAAUAAACUGAAAACUCUACACCCCGAAACUUUUGCUAAUAACAAGAAAUUAUUGUUACUAACGCUUUCGAACAAUCAAUUAAAGUUCCCCGCUGCGGGCUCGCACGAAUAUUUCCUUAAUGCAUCUUCUGUACAAGAACUCGAUGUUUCGUAUUGCAACAUGCAAUACAUAACAGCUAACACCUUCAAGAAUAUGCCAGGUCUCAUGUACCUAAACGUUGCCGGAAAUAACCUUUCUGAUAUGGAUGAAAACACUUUCAAAAAGCUUCUUGAUUUGGAGGAACUCGACUUGAGCGACAACAAUAUUAAAUCUCUCCCGGAAGACAUAUUUUCUGAAAACACCGAACUGGCUACACUUCAUAUUCAGAGAAAUCCGAUUGAUUCUGUGUACGGUCUACAAAUUUCAGACUUACUUACUCUUAAUGCUGGUCAGACAAAUAUUAAGUUCAUCGGCCCAUCCAUGUUUAAUGGUAUGACUUACAUUGCAAACCUCAACUUGAGCGGUAACAGCAUUGAGAAAAUACAUAACCAAGCCUUCCACAAACUUGUAGAACUGAAUUAUUUGGACCUUUCAUACAACGACUUAGACUUCAUCUCUGGUUAUUUAAUAAAAGAAAACAUUGAGCUUGACAUAUUCAAAAUUUCGAAUAAUCCAAGACUGAAGCACUUGCCAGCUGAAGGUUUCAACUGCUCCGCGGAGCAAUUUAACAUUUACUUAUUCGACGCAUCGAAUUGCGGUCUUGAAGAAAUCGAGAAUGACUCGCUGAAAACCUUCACGGCUCUAUCUCAGAUCAACCUCGCCGGCAAUAACAUUAAAUCUAUCAGCACUGAGGUAUUUUCACGAUGCCCCAGACUGGUUGACAUUAACCUUGCAUACAAUAAAUUGACUGCUUUGCACGUGAAAGUUUUUGAGAAAAAUAAGGAAUUGGGAAAAUUGAAUCUGCAGGGAAAUCCGCUAAAAGUACUUUCUGCGGAAAUCUUCGUCUUCACGCCCGCUCUGACUACGCUCGAUAUGAGUCACGCCGAGUUAACUUCGCUGUGGAAGAUCGAAAAGAAUCACACGGCGAUGCUUCUCAGCAACUUGAGUUUCCUCAAUGUUUCGCAUAAUCGCAUCAAUGAGAUUAAACAGACCGAGUUGGAUAGUUUGAACAAACUUCGAACGUUGGACAUCAGCAACAAUCCCCUUGCCUGCAGUCGCGACUUCGAAAACCUGAUGACCUGGCUCAGCAACCGUAAAGUCUCUCCUAGCUCCAAUUCUGCGAAUAUCGCGAACCUGGGCAAAGAUACGAAGGAGGAGGACGGCGCGUACAGUUGGGAGUUCCUCACGAAGAAGACAUGCGGCACCGCGUUGGUGCAUCCGGUCGAGCCCUUGCCGCCGGUGUCGGACGAGGAGAUCUGGGAGAGGAUCGACAAAGAUGCCGACGGCAACUUCGAUCUGAAGGACACGCUUGACGACGGAAAAGUCGCCGACGACAACGCCGUCACGGGCGACAACAAGCUCAACGCGGACGACGACAAUGACGCGGACGCCGAUGACGAGGCCGAGGACGAGGAAGAAGACGACGAGGACGACUCGGGCGAGGACUACGACGACGGCGACGUCGACCUCAAGGUGAAAUUGAUCGAGAAGCCCGCUAUAAACCUGAGCACGUACAAGCCCCUGGCAACGGAGCGGCCGCCAGACAAGGUCAAGAUCGACAUCAAGCUGCUCGAGAACGACAACAUGUACGACGACCUCGAACCUGAGGUGGACGUGCGGGCCUACGCGACGGAACCCGAGCACGGCCGCUACGGCUACCUGUGGCCGAUGCUGAUCGCGUUGCUGGGCGCUUUGCUGCUCCUCGUCGUCAUCGCCAAGGUCGUGAUGGUGAUGUGCAACAAGAAGAGCAAGCAGAUCAGAUACAACAGUGCCAUAAUCGCCGCGAUGAGCCACCCGGGCCGCACGAAGAAGGACUGCGGCCUCGUGUACCAGCAGCUGACGGAGGACCUCACCGCGCCGAAGACCCCCAAGGUCAACCGCUACGCGCCGCUGCACAACGUCACCGUGAACGCAUCAAACAUGUCGUACGAAAGCAGUCCCUUCCACCACAGCAACAUCGUCCCCGAGGCGGUC
This is a messenger RNA of Iphiclides podalirius (scarce swallowtail), 2712 nucleotides long. NCBI's taxonomy places the organism in Eukaryota, Metazoa, Arthropoda, Insecta, Lepidoptera, Papilionidae. The record is from the annotation of a GenBank genome assembly.